Etheostoma spectabile (orangethroat darter) is the source of this 1433-nucleotide messenger RNA. It is a transcript of the gene prkab1b, whose product is annotated as protein kinase, AMP-activated, beta 1 non-catalytic subunit, b. The coding region runs from base 370 to 1176 and encodes 268 amino acids. The record is from RefSeq and is a predicted model, not a curated record. Gene Ontology annotation, cellular component: nucleus; nucleotide-activated protein kinase complex; cytoplasm. Gene Ontology annotation, molecular function: protein kinase binding. The transcript is spliced from 8 exons. Lineage: Eukaryota; Metazoa; Chordata; Actinopteri; Perciformes; Percidae. Gene Ontology annotation, biological process: signal transduction.
ACACACAAAACACACGCGCACGUACACACAGAAGUCUCCACCAAAGGGCGAAUACCUACAAAGUACAUAGGACUUCUGGAGGCUAGAUGAAGAACUAGUGGUAGGAAAAAGGAAAGAGAAAGAGCAUCGAGUGCUCCUUUGUUUAUUAGUGCGGGACGGUGAGCACUGCCCCGCCUCGUGCUAACGUUAACGUUAACGUUAGCGUUUUUAGUCCGAGAGGGAAACUUCUGCAGUUCCAAGACACGGAAACAACUAGGUAAGACACCCAGAAACACCAACCAGAUGUACAUGAGAGCAGCGACAUCCGUUUGAAAGGACUGCAUCUAAACAAACUUCUCCUGAGAAGAAUUCGUGUUUGAUGCCAGCGGGAUGGGGAACAGCAGCAGUGACAGGUCCAGCGGGGGGCCGGGGGACAGGUCCUACAGAGAGGGACAACAAGGAGGGAAAGAGGCCCGUCCCAACAUCCUGCUAGACAGCACCGAGGACGGAGACCUUUUCCAGAGAGAAGAUACAAAGGCUCCGCAGGAAAUACAGGAAUUUCUGGCCUGGCAGCAGGACCUCGCCAGUGAUAGCAAAUGUCCAACGCAGUCCAGACCGACUAUGUUCAAGUGGCCGGGGGCCGCCAAGGAAGUCUUCGUGUCCGGCUCUUUUAACAACUGGGCCACCAAGAUCCCUCUCAACAAAAGUCAGAAAAACUUUGUGGCUAUCGUGGACCUGCCAGAGGGAGAACAUCAGUACAAGUUCUGUGUAGACGGUCAGUGGACCUUGGAUCCUACUGGGGCUGUGAUGACGUCUAAAACGGGCACAGUUAAUAAUGUCAUCGAGGUAAAGUCAAGCGACUUUGAAGUCUUUGAUGCCCUCAGGAUCGACUCUGAGGAUUCUGCAGAUAUGUCAGAGCUGUCCAGUUCCCCUCCGGGCCCCUACCUACAGGAUGCAUAUGUGAUCAAGCCAGAAGACAAGAUCAAGCAUCCUCCCAUCUUACCUCCCCACCUGCUGCAAGUGCUGCUCAACAAGGACACAGGAAUCUCUUGUGACCCGACGCUGCUUCCAGAGCCCAACCAUGUGAUGCUCAGUCACCUGUACGCCCUCUCCAUCAAGGAUGGGGUGAUGGUUCUCAGUGCAACGCACCGAUACAAAAAGAAGUACGUGACCACUCUUCUCUACAAGCCAGUAUAAUCCACAGAGCCUUUGUCCGGCCUCUUAUUGACAUGCUAAUAAUUCAUCUGUUGUUGUACACAGCUGCUGCUUGGAUUGUUUUGUUAAAACCGCACAGUGAUAUCUUCCUGGUAUCAAUUUAAAACAUUUGUGAAAUCUUUUUUUUUCUUUACUGUGCUGUAAUCUUACAUUUUAAAAAACAUUUUAAAGUUAAACUUGCUGCACAAAGUUUGUCAAUGUAUGAUCCAACCAUAACUCCAACCUAAAGCUUCCUUUUU